Molecule: messenger RNA, 3980 nt
Organism: Megalobrama amblycephala (Wuchang bream)
Lineage: Eukaryota; Metazoa; Chordata; Actinopteri; Cypriniformes; Xenocyprididae
Gene: elmo3
Product: engulfment and cell motility 3
Exons: 20
Coding region: 251-2500 (749 amino acids)
Biological process (GO): cell motility; actin filament organization
Source: RefSeq, a predicted model, not a curated record
CUGCUCCCUCCUCCAGGGGGCGGGAGGGACACUAUUCAACCCGGAACUGUGAAUGUGAUCAAUUAGAACUUUCCGAAAACUUGGAACGAAAUGUAACACCCAAUCUAUCGAAAAGAAUCAAAUCAUUGUCGCUGUGUUUCGCGCGAACAAAGCGCAAAUGUUUAUCCGCUUGGCUACUCCGCCAUCUCGCAGAGUGUGAUUUUUUUCCCCCUCCCGCUUCCAACAGGGUUGUAGACGCUCAUCUUUCAAAAUGCCGCAGCAAAAAGAUAUAGUAAAGAUUGCCAUUCAGAUGCCGGGCGCAUACCCGCAGCUCAUUCAGCUAGACCAGAAAAAGCCCCUCACUGCUGUCAUAAAAGAGGUUUGCGACAAGUGGAAUCUUCCGGGUCCUGACAACUACGCUCUCCAGUACGCCGAUGGGAUCCAGACGUACAUCACUGAAUCUAACCGCCUGGACAUCAAAAAUGGCAGCAUCCUGCGUUUAACCAAAGCGCCAGGCCGUUGCGCUGAAGAUCUGUAUAAAGGCAUUCAGAGUUCAGACUCCGGCGUGCGCUGUGACUCUCUGAAGCUGCUGGCCACCGUCUCCACCGACAUCACGUUCGCCCAAGAGUUUAUCAGUCGUGAUGGACACUCCCUGCUCGUCAAGAUAGUGGAGGACGCUCACGAGUCAGUUUGCUGCCUGUCUUUGCCCCAUUUCUCCAGCUUACAGUGUUUUAUUGCUGCCCAAUAUAAAGAUCAAACAGGUAAAAGUGUGUGUUCUUUCUCCAGGGCCCCUCUGAUAAUGACACACACUCUCACUGCCUUCAUGGAGCUCAUGGAUCAUGGCAUUGUGUCCUGGGAGAAUCUGUCCAGUGUCUUUACCAAAAAGAUCGCCAGUUUUGUGAAUGCAAAGGUGCUGGACACGUCUAUCCAGCAGGUGUCGCUGGCUAUCCUGGAGAGCAUGGUGCUCAGCAGCAGUAGUCUGUUUAAUGAGGUCAAACAAGAAGUCACCCUCGAGAGACUCCUCUCCCAUCUCCAGGUCACAAACCAGCAGCUGCAGACUAAGGCCAUGGCUCUGCUGAUGGCAAUGUUGCAGGCUGGUAGAGAGGCAGAUAGACAGGAGCUCUUUGAAUUUCUUGAGAAGAGGAACUUACGACAGUACAUUCACAAGAACAUCAUCCACAGCUCUAGUUCAGUAGGAGAUGAGAUGGCCCACUACCUCUAUGUGCUGCAGACGGUCCGUCUAAACCACCUGGAGCCCCGUAUGAGGACGCCUCUGGACUCCUACAGCCAGGAGCAGAGGGACAUGCUCCACGGGCUACGGCAGGCCGCGUUUGAGACGGAAAGCGAGAGCGGUCUGAGUAAUGAACGUAGACGUUCGCUCUGCGCUAAAGAGUUUAAGAAGCUUGGCUUCUCUAAUAACAGUAAUCCUGGUCAGGACUUGAGCCGGUGUCCUCCGGGUCUCCUGGCAUUGGACACCAUGGCGUAUUUUGCCUCGCGUUACCCUGACGCUUAUAGCAGGUUUGUGCUGGAGAACAGCAGCAGAGAGGACAAACACGAGUGUCCGUUUGCCCGCAGCAGCAUCCAGCUCACGCUCAUCUUGUGUGAGAUCUUGCGCAUCGGAGAACCCCCCUCUGAGACCGGCUCAGACUAUCACCCCAUCUUCUUCGCUCAGGACCGACUGCUGGAGGAGCUUUUCUGCAUUUGCAUUCAGCUCCUCAACAAGACGUGGAAAGAGAUGAGAGCCACGCAGGAAGACUUUGAUAAGGUGAUGCAGGUGGUCCGGGAGCAGAUCACCAGGACUCUGUCCAGUAAGCCCACAUCUCUGGAGCUCUUUAAGAAUAAGGUGAACGCAUUGAACUACAGUGAGAUUCUCAAACUCAGACAGACGGAGAGACUCCACCAGGAGGAGACGCUUUCUCCACCUGUGCUUGAGCUGAAGGAACGUCUGAAGCCGGAGCUUCUGGAACUCAUCAGACAGCAGAGACUAAACCGCCUGUGUCACGGAACGCUCUUCCGGAAGAUCAGCAGCCGACGGAGGCAAGACAAGCUGUGGUAUUGUCGUCUCUCUCCUAAUCACAAAGUCCUGCACUAUGGAGAUGUAGAUGAGGAGACGGAAAUGCCCUCCAUCGAGGCUCUUCAGGAAAAGAUUCCUGUCGCAGACAUCAAAAGUGUGGUGACAGGCAAAGACUGUCCUCAUAUGAAGGAGAACAAGGGAAAACAAACCAAGGAGGUGUUGGACUUGGCUUUCAGCAUCACGUAUGAUGUUGAGGAGUAUAGCUUGAAUUUCAUCGCCUCUUCCAGAACAGAUUUCUGUCUGUGGACAGACGGGCUUAACGUGCUUCUGGGCAAAGAGAUGAGCAGCGAGAGCAUGCGCAGUGAACUAGAGAUUCUCCUCUCUAUGGAAAUCAAGCUCCGCCUCCUGGACCUGGAAAAUGUCCCGAUUCCAGACACGGCCCCGCCAAUCCCCAAACCGCCCAGCAACUUCAACUUCUGCUACGACUUCAGCCAAGCUGAACAAUAACACGAGCCCUGUAAGCGUGCGAUCAGAAGUGGUUACUAAAGCGGAAAACAACUCGAGGCUGAAAAUGGCCACUCGGUGGCAGUAGAGAUGCAGGUUCUCAGAUUGGGAGACAUUGAAUUCAAAUUUCAGGGCUUGAUAUGAAAGAGCACUUUGAACAAUCACAGUGAGGUUGCAGAGCGUGUUUGUCUGUGGUGCUGUGCUAUAAUAUAAGUGCCUGCGGUGAAUAUGACAGUCUUGCAUUAAGUGUUUUUUGACGUCUAACGUGCCUUUUUUGUCAAAACUCGUACAACAGACCUGUUUGAAAUGCUUAACGCACACUUUUUGUCUCCUUUUUUCUCCUUUUUACAUGUUUAGCUUCUACCAAAAUUAUACUAAAAGGCAUUAAAUGACAUUGAGCAGCUUAUUAGGGAGGGAUAAAAGAUUAAGCAUAUUUUAAUGUUGGAAUCUUCAUUGAUUCCUUUCCUUGAGACUCAAAAUGGUACUCAACUGGUACGAUGUUAUAGAGGUUAACUUUUAAAACAAUCGCAGAGUUUAUUGUGGAAAAAUAUCCAUUGCAUCAUCAAUGAUGUGCCUGGAAGAUAUCAUGUUUCUGUUCCUUUAUAGAUUGAGCAUCAUAAUGAGUAGAACAGUGUAGGUACAUAUGCAGAUACGCACAAUGUGAAACUCAUUUAUAUUGAUGCAUGAACGGCAUUAUUGCAAUGGCAGCAUGCGCUGUUUAUUUAUGUUUUCAUACAGGUUGUAUUAUUAGGUGCACAUAAAAGGUCAGUGUGCUGAAUUAAAUUGCUGAUUUCUGGUACUGAAGUGGGAUUAAGAUGGUUUGUGUGUUGUUAGAGGAGUAGUUUGACCAAGCGUGGUUUGAAAACACUUCAUGAGUAUAUUGGCAUGAUUUGAUACUUUCGGCCUUGUCACAUAAUCAAUCAUGUUUUCAACUUACACUUGAUGUACAUAACCUCACAUUUUAUUUUUGGUUUAACUACUAGCCUUUUUCCCAUCAGUUCAAAAUACAGUCAUCCCCAUAGGAAAAUCAUGUUUCUCAUGUAAAACAUUUAGCAUUUUAUCAGUCAGAUUUCAUCCACUGUUUUGGUUUAAAAUCUAAAUGUAGUUUUGUCCUUACAUAACAAGCACUUCAUAGUAUGUUGAUUUUAAAAUACAUAUGUUUCGAGAUCAAAAACGUGUAAUUUGAACAUUCUGUGAUCCUUUUGUAUAAUACCUUAAUGGCGCUGACAACUUUAAUGUGUGGAAAAACAUGCAAGAUUUGCUAUACACACUUGUGUAAUCCACUUGUGUUCUAUUGUGGUAGUCACAAAUCUAAUGACAUUGAUCGAGCAAAAAAACAAUCCAUGUACUGUAAUUGCUGUUUUGUAUAUAGCUUUCCUUGUUCAAAUUCUGGUAUUGUGUAACAAUCUUGAUCAAUGAUGUGGCCAUAUUAAUUCCAGAUUUGUUUAUUCUUUGUAUGGAAUUAAAGAAUAUUAUCAUAAUA